Molecule: messenger RNA, 276 nt
Organism: Gongylonema pulchrum
Lineage: Eukaryota; Metazoa; Nematoda; Chromadorea; Rhabditida; Gongylonematidae
Source: the annotation of a GenBank genome assembly
AUGGUGGCAACAAUACGUUGUUUCAAAGAGCGCGAAAUUGUACGAUACGCAUUGCUGUUUCUUUGGGAAGCAAUAGCAAAACGGAAAAAAGUGCAGUUUUCUGAAAUCCUGAAACUCACAGUUAAUGGUGGAAAAUUAAUGCAGAAAAGGCUACAAGAUUUAUGGCAAAAAGAAAAGCUGACUAGAUAUAUUGCCCAGUUAACCGAGAAUGCGCGUACAGUACAGAAUUUGGCUCGCGUGGAUCCACGUUUGCAUCCUUGUAAUCCGAAGCAGUAA